Messenger RNA from Styela clava, 1734 nucleotides. NCBI's taxonomy places the organism in Eukaryota, Metazoa, Chordata, Ascidiacea, Stolidobranchia, Styelidae. The record is from RefSeq and is a predicted model, not a curated record.
AUGGAAGCUUUCAAGCUGCUGUUCAUGUGCGUUGGAUUCGUCACGACAGUCGAUAUUUUCGUGAAAGUGCAAUUCGAAGGCAGUGCUGUGGUGACGUCAUACCGCCAUGAGGAAACGAUCACGGCAAGGAAUGAGCUUGAAUUGAGAGAGAAAUUGACUAAAACGCUGCAAAACGCGUUGCUGGAUAAACAGAUUGAUGAAGUUACAAUAACAGCCGAUGUUUACCAUGACAACAAGUUUUAUUCAACCCAAGUCACCAAGUUUGACGCAACAACUCUAAAUGGACUGGAUGAAACGACUCUCGUUACCACUGCCAAAGGCAAUGACAUCACCGAAGCCAAGUUUGAGGCAACAACUGCAAAUGAACUAGAUGACACGACUUUCGUUACCACUGCUAAUGGUAAUGACAUCACUAAAGCCAAGUUUGACGCAACAACUGCAAAUGAACUUGAUGACACGACUCUCGUUAGCACUACUAAUCGUAAUGGCAUCACUGAAGCCAAGUUUGAUGCAACAACUCCAAAUGGACUAGAUAAAACGACUCUUGCUACCACUACUAAGGGCAAUGACAUCACUGAGGCCAAGUUUGACGCAACAACUCUAAAUGGAAUGAAUGAAACGACUCUCGUUACCACUGCUAAUGGUAAUGACAUCACUAAAGCCAAGUUUGACGCAACAACUCCAGAUGGACUGGAUGACACGACUAUUGCUACCACUACCAAGGGCAUUGACAUCACUGAAGGCAAGUUUGACGCAACAACUCCAAAUGGGUUGGAUGGCCCAACAUCCGUUACCACCACUAAAAGUGACGACAUCACUAAAGCAAUUACGUCAUCUGCAACAAGUAGUAUCAAAGAAGUUCAUGACGUCACAACAACAACUGUGCUUGAAAACGUGUUCACAACUCGAUCAAUCACUUCAAUUGCUUCCACUCAAUCGUUAAAGAAGUCGACUUCGACUGUGAACACAGAAAAGUGCGACGUGACUUACAAGUCAAAAUGCUUUCGAGUAGUUCGUUCAACUGCAGUUGUCUCAGCUGGAAAUGCUGAAUUUCUUUGUAAAAACAAGCUAGCUAAUAUUUAUGACUUUACACACCUCAACCUUCUAAAAAAAUAUCUACGACCAAUGAUUCCCGCUGGAUUAUCAUGGAUAGGAGUUUGUACGGGAAUGACUUAUAAGGACGGUAAGCUUUAUGCGACAAAUGGUCAAGCUGUUUCUUUGUCAUCGGAAGCUUGGCACCAAAGUUAUCCUUCUUCCGAUAAAUCGAGGCUAAAUGUUGGUGUUGGAGUCAAUAUAACCCCUGAAUCCCAGAGGCAAGGGCUUUUUAAUGCCCUUUCUUCUCGACAAUAUUUCGGAGCCCUAUGUGAAUAUGGAUUAUAACUUUGAAUGUUUACUGAACAUUAACACUGUAAAAUGAUUGAAUUUAAAAGUAAUUGUUGCCCACAUAUGUCAAUCAAAACUUCAACUUUGGCAUACGAUACAGAUGGGCUGCAGGACUACUACAAAUCAAGUGUAUAAACGGUUACUUUACCGAUGCCUUUGUUGUUGAACUGACACUUUGAAAAUCAACUUUUUUUUGCUCUUUUGGCUACCAGAUCCCCCAUGGGCUCAAACACAAAUAAAUAGGUUCUGACAGAGGCAUGUUAAAAGGUUAUAUAUACACGUGACAUUUGGAUAAGCUUCAAAAUUUAUGUUGAUAAGAGAAAAGCUAAUAAAUCGGUGACCACUUUUCCA